Messenger RNA from Cherax quadricarinatus, 7438 nucleotides. RefSeq lists its product as uncharacterized. NCBI's taxonomy places the organism in Eukaryota, Metazoa, Arthropoda, Malacostraca, Decapoda, Parastacidae. The record is from RefSeq and is a predicted model, not a curated record.
UACAUAGUCUGGACAAGUGGUGGGUUGGCGUUUUGGGCUAGUCAAGGGCUUGGUACUGUCGUCAACCUCAAGGGCCCGUUUGUUUAUCCCAGUAGGGGGCACACUAGCCAUAUCUUGGUCCGACGGUAGUGAAACAGCUGUCAACUAAGAAGAGACAGGAGGUGGGUCCCUCCCUAUGGGGGCGAACGACAUCUCAGUCGAACCCCCCAUAAAUGGGCCACACAACACCGCCUGAUGGAGAAGACAAUGACAACUCAAGCACACAAGAAAAAAAAAAGGAAUGUGAAGCAGAGCCUAAACAGGGCCUACACCACCAAUAAACAACUGAGGAACCUUCAGAAGACACUCCCACACUCCACCCCAGUUCUAAUGUCCACAUGGAUCAACUUACUUAUUUAACUUACCUACCAUGUGGGGUUGUCCGGCCCCGCGGUCCUCACAACCCUUAAGCUCCACAACAACAAAGAUUUCCUAGUGUGUUUCUGUUUUUUCUACGUAGAAUUUUCUGUCUUUUUUCCUCGGGCUAUUAGAAGUGUAGAGAGUUGUAAUAUGAAAAUCCGUGUAUGCAGCAAAAAUAUAAGUAAAGGACUUUCAAUACUACCUCUACAAGAAUGCAUAAAGCUGAGGAACGACAGGUAGAGAUGAAAAAAACUGCUGUGACUGCAGCAGAUGUGGAGGGACAAGCACUCAAAUUCUCUUCAGCGAAUUCUGAUAAAAAACCACAUAAAGUACCUGAUAAAUCCCCUGUCAAUUAUUACCAGCAUGCAGUAGGUGGUUAUGUGCCUGUUUCAACCAAUUACCCUUUCCCAGUAUCUGCAUAUGGACUUGCUCCUUCACAUUAUCCCACACCUUAUGGUAUGUGGAGGAGUCCUUACUAUAAUUCACUGCCUCCAUUGAUUGCUUCAGGGCCAUAUUUUAGUAUGCCGCCACCACCACCUUUUGCCCACAGUCAAGUUUCAGGGCCUCGUACAAGUACUGCUGCGUUGACUAUACCACCAUACUUUGUGCCGUCCUUGUUGGCACCACCUCCGGGGUUUCAACCUAAAUUACCGAGGGUGCCAACCCUUCGUUCAUCUGCUUUUGGCCUUCCUAAUCUUAGUCAACCCCUUGUUAAGACAUCUGCACAUCAAAAGAAAUUGUCAAAUAUUUCCUCAAGUGCUUCUUCAUUUCCCUUGGAUUCACUAAAUAAUUCACCACAAAACUCAACAUCAGAAGGCCCAGCCAGAAAUUCUUCUCCACAAAACUCAACAUCAGAAGGCCUAGCCAGAAAUUCCUCCCCACAAGAUUCAGCAUCAGAAGGCCCAGCCAGAAAUUCCUCGCCACAAAACUCAACAUCAGAAGGCCCUGCCAAAAACUGGACUGUAGGGUUGGCAAAACCCUCAGCGUCAGCACAGAAGGGGCUCCAGGAAAUGUCAAUGAAUAAGGAAAGUGAUAAUCUAAUAAAUGAAAAUUUUGAAGGGGAAAUGCUGAUAAAAGGAUUUGUUAAUGGCUAUAUCUCCAGUGAAACAGAAUGUAUACUAGAAACUAGCAGUAUACUAAAUAUAACCAUUCCAGGCAAUGUUGUGUAUAUCAAUGGUAUAAAAGCUAAUCCAAGAACAAUCUUGAAAGAUACACUUCCUAUUGGGACACCCAUGAAAGCUAUAAUAAAAUUAGAUGAACCAGACAUGGGUAACCAAGGUGAUAAAACACUGAAAAAAUACACUGCUGUGGUUGCAUGGUUUGGAGACAUCCCAUCUCUUAAAAUGUUUUUUCCUUCUCUUACACAGUUUUCUGAAAAACAAGACUGGGAAUGUAGGAGAGAACAUAUGCAUAGCUUGAAAACAUGUUCCAUCAGGAAAGAGGCGUGUUUGGAUGGUACUGAGAUAAGUGAUCAUCAAGAAUGCAGAUUCUCUCAUAUUAUUGGUUACAUUUGGUGGGGAGACAAGGACAGAGGAAUUUUGAGAAUCUAUGAAGAUAAUGGAUGGGGGUCCAAGUUUAGUGGAAUCACAUUUUCCCUCAGUGCCUUGAGGUUUGAAGGACAGCGGAUAAAUUGCAAGCUGCUAUAUCUUCUUCUUGCCCACGUGAACAAAUGUGAAGCUUGGGCACGUAGGAUAGAAACUAAAGUAGUAUUUGGUAUGGAAGUGAAAUGGGAAGCAGUAUAUGUUGAAUGUGGUCACCUUCCCCACUCUCCAGAAAAGUUGUUCUUUGAUACUUUCAGAAGCAAUGCAAGUUACGGUUUAGAUAGUGAGCCCUUGACAGUUGACAGUGACAGUGAGAGUGAGAGUGACAGUGACAGUGACAGUGACAGUAACUCGGAUAAUGAUGAAAACCAAUAUAUAAGGAAAGGAAAACAAAAUGUUAAUCAGUGUAUUAAGGUCAAGCCUGCAGGACACAAAUUAGAUGCUAAUAAAUUGUCCAAUGAUGAAUAUUCCAGAGAGAUGAAAGAAACAAAUAAGGGAAUUGUGUACAUGACAAAUGGCAAAGAAUGUGAUAAAAUGGAAGACAAAAAAGCAGCAAAGGACUCCAGUAAAGGUAAUAAAAAAUACUUGUCAGGGUUACCUAAAGACUUGAAAAUUAGAGGAAAAGGCUAUGCUGGAAAGCAUCUCACAGGAUGCAUUAUGGAACUGUUUUCAGCUGAUGGUGGCUCUGGUGUAGCAAAGUGGAUGAGUAUGGAAUUUGGUGAUAUUUUUAUCAAGUUCAAACAAGAUGAAAUGUACUUUCAACUUGUGCCACUAAGCAAAAUGGCGCACAUACCCUCAUCAAUUUACACAAAGCGCUGCAAUCUUUAUGUGCUUCCAGUUGAAAGUGAGGAUUAUAAGGGGUACAGAGUGCAGUUGCUGGCCACAUGUGGGUGGAUAGGUAACAAGCCAGUGGGUAUUCCUGCUACAGGAACACAAGAAGAUGCUUGUAUAUUGAUCACUCACUUAAAUAUAGAUAAUAAAGCAGUUGUGAACUCAAACCAAAAUCAUACAGACACAAAAAGCACCACAACAUUCGAGAAAAAUAAUUCUUCUAUAAACAAUAAUAAUCUUUCUAUUAUCAGUGGAAAAGAAUUUAAGAAUUUUGUUACAGUUAAAAAUAAUCUAGAUGAUAUACGUGUUUCUGUAAGUUCUCACAGCACCAUAGAUUUUACACUUAAAAAUAAAAAAAAGAAAAAUAAAACUCGCAUGUCUUCAGAAGAUUCUUCAGUGAAUGUGAAUACUUCGUCAAUUUCAAGCAUUUACUCCAUUAGUAGUUCUGUCAAUGGGACUUCAAGUGGUGUACCAGCCAGCACACAGUGCUGCAUGAUAGGUUUAAGCGAUGACCAAGAACUGCUCACUGGAGAGGUAAUGGAAGUUCAUUCCAACAUGGGGAAACUUAAAGAUGAAAAUGGCACCCAACAUUACUUUUCCCGAGAUCAUUGUUACCUGUAUGGCAUCAGCCUACGGCAGGUGGAGCUUUGGCAUGUUCUUAUGCAUGGUCAACAAGUCCAGUUCAGGCUUACCAAGACGAGCACAAAUCGAGUGAAGGUUACGGAAGUUGUGAUUGGUGUACACGGUUUAGAGGACAGGCAAAACAUUUCAUCCUAUGUAUAUCAGUGGUGCAAGAAUAAUGCUGUUCCCGAUAGUGCUCAGAACAUGCUGAUGAAACAGCUGGAAGACCUUGAACAAUAAUCUCUUCAUUGUAUUGCAAGAGUCAACGAGGAAAAAUGUCCACUCUUUAUUUUUCCCUCCUCUUGGAAUUGCAUGGUUUUGUAUAGCCUUAGUGUUAUGUAUUCACUCGAACAGCAUUUUGUAUAGCCCAUAACCUCAGUGUGGUACGGUAGUUGCAUUUAUUCUUUACAUUAAAUUUCACAUAUGUUCAUCAUGUGCUUAAGGUUAUUAAUGAAUUAAGAAUAUUUUAUAAUGUAAACUUUAUUAAUUGUAAGCCCUAUAAUUAUGUUUUAAUUUUUAAGUAAGGUGCACACCUAAACUAGGCAUGUUUUUAAUUUGAUUUUUCUUUUAAGAUUGUAUAGCAUGUAAAACUAUGUAAACACACACAAAUUAACAAAAUUAUGAGGACACUACCUCUCUCUAAAGUACAGUUCUAACCCAUGAUGAUGCAAGGCGAUGCAGUCUUGCAUUGGUGGUACCAAAAUACAGUCGUAUGUCGUAUUAUAAUAUGUAUAACCAAGGCUGACAGGUAUACUGUAUGUUGUAUAUGACACCACCAAUGUCAUUGCUAUUUGGAGUACUAUACAGUGGACCCUUGAGUUUCGUAAGCCUCGUGCUUUGUAAAUUUCGCCUUUCGUAACUUUUUUUCAUCAAAAUAUAGCCUCACGGUUCGUCAUUUGCCUCGCAAUUCAGUGGUCGUAUGGAAUGCAUCUGAGAGCAGCCUCCACUGUCCGCACCUGCUUGCAACUGCUAAAUAAGCCACCAUUGGCCCAAAGAAAGCUUCUAGUGCCAGCUCUAUGGUAAAGAAGGUGAGAAGCAUGAUGAAAUUCAAGAAAGAACUCAUUGCAAGGUACCAGAGUGGAGGAGAGAGAGAGAGGGGAGAAUGUGCCUUCUUCAGUGAUUCAAUGAUUCUACAAUAUGUACGAUACUAAAGCAGCAGGAGUCGAUAAAGGCUAUGUUACGCAGAAAGUGGGAUUGCCUGGGUGCUAAGGCCUUGUCUAAGGGCAAAGGUAAAAGUUACACACAUCUCAGGCAGAAACAGGCCACCCAGGGCUAUCCCAGUCAAAACAUAAAGUGUUAAACCAGCAUUUAUUACUUCAAUGUGUUGGUUCACAGAGGGUUAGGCAAAAUUCCUAGCUAGGAAAAUAGACAUUUAUUAGGCAUAACACUAUAUACACUCUCUAGAAAAACACCUUCCUAUAUCUCCUAUCCUGAAUACCCAAAUAACGGUACACAAGGAGCAGGUGACUGAUGAGUCCAGCAAAACAUAAACACUUAGCCCAGCGUGCGCCCGGCCUUCCCUACUCCACUACCGACACCAUUUCAUCUUAUGUCCUCACUCAUCCCACAGAACCCUGACCAUAUCAGAGCCUAGGUAAGCAUAAAGGUGAAGCAUAGAAGAGCCUAUGGCUUAAGUUAGCUAAACAAAAGGAGUACCCAACUUCAAAACUCGGCUUAAAUACACGGCGUCCCAGACGCCAACCUUCACCCCAUGCUGCCUCCAUGUGACUGAACCAAGCCACGCCACCCACGCAUACCCGCUAACGAAACACAGUUGGAAAAUAAAUCCCUGGCAGGAUUUCCUUACAUUUACAGUUUAAAGUACUUUACAGUACCCUCAAAUGGACAUUAUGAAUUAUAAAAUUAAGAUUUACAUUUGUAACAUUCAUAUUUUUAUGGCACACUUCUCCACUAUAUAUAUAUUACAAUGUCAUGCAGAACCCUGCAUAACAGAUUAUAGCGCCAGCCAGCAAUAAAGUGUAGCAUUAACAGUGUAGCAAGUAAGUUAAGCGAUUAAGUGAUAGAAAAAUGACGACACGAAACUUAACUCUUCCAUUGUUGUUUGAGGUAUAUAAGGCACUGACAACAUAUGCCGCCCUCUUCUAGCAUCUCCUCCAAAGUAAGUGUAAAUAUUUCUUAUUUAUAAAUUACGUACACGUACAUUGUUUGUGAAUAGUGGUAAUGGCCUCUGCUGCCGCUCCCUACUACUAAUAUAUAUGUAUGGCAUAUGCUCUCAGUGGCCCUUAUAAACCCAACAACAACACACCACCAUCACUUGUGACAUAUGUAAUGGUGUAUUUUAUUCAUUCUAGAGUAUCAUAUUUCUAUGUUAUUAAUAUUGUUUAUUAUGUCAUAUUAGAUGAAUUGCGAUAGAUAUAUAAGCCAUAGAGUUGAUAUUAGCUCAUCACAUUUAAGUAUUUUGUCCUGUCUCCAAACACACUCCCUCUCCCAACAAGGGUCUUCAAUAAAAGUGUGUAAUAGAGAUUUAAAUGUUCAUUUAUCCAUUUCGUUAGUGCUUUAUAUUUAUUUCUCAUUGUUUUCUGCAUGAAAGCCUAUAUUUAAUCUCUAAAAAAUGUAUUUUUUGUUAAUACUUUUGGGUGUCUAAAACAAAUUAAUUGGAUUUACAUUAUUUCUUGUGGGGAAAAUGGUUUCGCCAUUUGUAAAUUUUGCCUUUCGUGAGACUCUCUGGAACAGAUUAAUUACAAAAUUUGAGGGUCAACUCUAUUAUUAUACUGUGCAGAAAUAUCAGUAUUUGUUUUCCAUGAGAUUUCAUCCUGAUGCUGUGACUGCCAGAUUGUUACUCAACAUUUUCUCUCUCAUGGUAUCAGGGACUCAGAGAUAGUAAUACAGUUGGUAGAAUUACCGACAAUAUGUAAAGUAAAAGGAUACAAGUGCAACAAAUGUGACAUUUUUAUUGUGGCAACGUUUCACUCUCCAGGAGCUUUGUCAAGCCAGCUUGACAAAUCUCCUGGAGAGUGAAAUGUUGCCACAAUAAAAAUGUCACAUUAGUUGCACUUGUGUCCUUUUACGGCUCAGAAAUAUUUUUGGCUUUAUAUAGAUUUGAUAUAUAUGAGAGCCAAGACACCCACCUAAUGUAAAUUAGAGAUUGAUGUGUCUUGCUCAGUUUCUCACCACACUGGUAUGAUUAUUUUAUCCCCAUUUUAAGGCUUUAUGGCUUAUUCCAGUUAGUCCUGUUUUGUUGUGUUUUUUAUUUUUUAAAUUAGUAUAAUAAAUUCCUUAGUUUAUUUAUUGAUAAUGAUGGGUAUAUAGUAUUUAGAAGUUUCUUCUGAACACAGUGUACAUUAUUAUAAUUUGAUGUUGCUUCUUUGUAUUAAUGGCUGAAUGAAUUGUUGCUCUGGAAGCUGUGAUGGGUUCAUAAGCUUUAUUAAAAAAAUUUCAGCUGCUUGGGUUAUAUAUUUCACAUAGUAUAAAGUUAGUAUAAGAAUAUUUUAUUAUUUGCAUUAUAUUGUACAGAUGUAACUUUUAUUCUCCUUCCUCCUCCAGUGUGUCAGCCUGCCUUUAUCUUUCCUUCCUCCCUUCCUCCACCUCUAUUCCCAAUUUUUUUGUCUGUGCAGCUUGGCUCUUUUCUGGCCAGGUGUCCAUUUUCAUUUUACUUGGUGCAAGAUAGUACAUACUUCAAUUUAUAACCAUUCAAUUUCACUCAUUGUAUUUCCUGCACUCAAAUCUGUUUUUCUUGUAGUUAUUCUUUUUUUUAUGAACAUUACUAUAAACCAAUUUAACUGUUGUAAUAAUAAAGCUAAUGACUGCUGAGAGCUCGAGGAGAAAAGGACACAAGUGCAUUCACUUAGGACACUUUUACUGAAGAUAUUUUAUUCCUUGGACCUUCAUCACUUCAGUUGUAUGUGUAUGAGAGAAGACAGGCUAUAUAUAGGGGCAGGAGAAUGUAGAAAUAGUAUUGGUGGUGGUUAUUACUACUGCUAAUAUCAGUUACUGCUAUUAGUGGUAAUAUCAGUUAGUAAUAUUAAUACUACCAGUAACUAUUUAUAAUACCACCAUCAGUUAUCAUUAAUACCACCAUUAUUACA